Molecule: messenger RNA, 3400 nt
Organism: Anguilla anguilla (European eel)
Lineage: Eukaryota; Metazoa; Chordata; Actinopteri; Anguilliformes; Anguillidae
Gene: plekhn1
Product: pleckstrin homology domain containing, family N member 1
Exons: 16
Coding region: 187-2286 (699 amino acids)
Biological process (GO): response to hypoxia; 3'-UTR-mediated mRNA destabilization; positive regulation of apoptotic process
Cellular component (GO): cytoskeleton; mitochondrial membrane
Molecular function (GO): phosphatidic acid binding; cardiolipin binding; phosphatidylinositol phosphate binding
Source: RefSeq, a predicted model, not a curated record
CACACACGAGCGCAGUAUAGCUCCGGUUUACUGCUCUGUCUCCCUCACUGUCUGCCUCACCUUGUCAGAGAACACAUCGCUGCCUGGAUUACAGCAGGGCUUUUUUGUACCGAAGGGAUACAGCGCAGAGACAACGCGGAUAAGAAGAGAGCUCAGACGAACCCUCCCAGCGCACACAGGGUCACCAUGGGGAGCAGCAUGUCGUGCGUUCCUCACCACAACUUCAGGUUCUCCAGCAAGAGCUUCAUCCGGCGGAACAGCAACCGCUUGUUCCGUAAGAAGAACCCACAGGAGGGCCAGGUGAAGUCCAACAGCAUCAUAAACAUCCUCUGCACCGUCACGCCCAGGAAGGAAAUGUCACAGAAGGAUCUCAAAACGAUAGAGAACAUAAAAUGGAACCCGCCGUUUGCCUACGACCCCUCUGGCGGCUGGAAGAAGAGCAGCGUCAACGUGAAGAACUACGGCAGGAUGAUCCACAGCUCCAAAGUGCGCUUCCGUUUCCUGCACUGCCAGGACAUACACGACUGCUUCUUGGACCUCUUCCAGACACACCUUCAUUUCGUCUCCAACAACCCAGCUGGGCUGACCUACCAGGGCACGCUUCCACUGAAGGAACUGACAAUUUGCAAACUCCCCAGCAGCGGCGGCACCGGGGAGCCCAACGACUUUGCAUUCCAAGUUAACGGCGUCAGCUUGAACCCCAUCAUCGUGUACUGCGCAGACCAGGAGGAGCUGGACGCCUGGUUCGGCCUCCUGAAGGAGCACGUCGAAGCCAACGGCGGCGUCAUCGCCUCGGACGAAACGAACGUGUACGCUAGGCUCAAGCACACAGAUGACAGCAGCAAGGGUGGAGAGGAGCUGAGGAAUUCGGUGAUGAACGAGCAUAUUUAUGAAUGGGAGGGGUCUCAGAGGGACUCCCUGGGGCCCGUCACCUACGUCAGCAAAGUCAGGCUGCAGCACCUGCCGUGCAAGGAACAGUACAGCAGGCUACUGGUGAUGUACCCAUCCACACUCAUCAUCCUUUCUGAGGAGAGCGAUGGGCUCUUCUACAAGGGGAAGCUUCCUCUAGACACCGUCAGUGUGACCCUGCCUUGCCACAAUGUGAAACCCAACACGUUCGUGAUUGAAGGGAAAAUGAUACACCCCAUCAUGGUGACCUGCCUGGAGGAGAACGACUUCCAUGAGUGGAUUCGCCAUUUCCAGGACACGCCAGCGGCAGUGCACAUCCCCCCUCCUCCGGUCUAUGACAUAAUCUACACACCGACACAGACAGAGGCUCCGGCGCUUGACAGAUGGAGUGGACAGAGCGGCCAGGAGCUGAGCAACUCCCUGAAUACGAGGGCGUCCAACGGGCUCCCGUUCCUCAACCAUGUGGACGACCUGCUGUCUCCCGGUUACACCGAGCCGCUCUGCUACAUCUCCAGCCGGCCAACCUCCGGCGAGACGGAACUGUCUGCGCACGCGAGCAGCCGGAGCAGCAGCGUGUCCUCCCGCCUGCGGCCCGUCCCCGAGCUCCGCCCCCCCUCCUCGCUGUGCUACUCCUCCCCCCAGCACAGCUUGGACCGGCCGGACAAUGUACCGCCAUCGCCCGUCUACAACAUGCCCUACACCUCCAUGCAUCAGGGCGCCCCUGUUCGGCAGGUGGAGAAGGCCCCCUUGGUCAAGUCAAACAGCUGGAGCACUACCCAAACCAGUUACCAGCACUCGGCCCCCCAGAGGCACUCGGUCAUGUGCGGCCCCCGGAAGCCGCUGUCCCCCCUCUACGAUGACCCCUGCACCCCCGGGGGGUACCUCUUUGAGGACAACUAUGCGAGGCCACCGCAGGUGUCGAGACAGUUCUGGGAGAGGUCGGCACUCCAUCAGGGCCCCCAGAUUGUGCCCCCACCCUUCCGGCUGCAAAGCCCUCCCUUGGGCAAGAAGUACAGGAACACCCAGCCCCUAAAACAGGAAGUGCAAAACGCUCACAGGGGUGUCGAUCCUAGGACUGAAGACUUCUCAAAACUGAAGCUGCUGUCCACCCCCACAGCCAUGCCCAAACACAGCAUCACCGCACAGGCGACCUUCCCCGCACAAUGCCAGCGGAUGUCCACGGAUUAUUCGCAAGACAAAUUUACUGACCUGGAACACAAGGAAUCGGCCAUUCUGGAGGAAGACUAUGACAACGUCUGGGACUUCAACUGCAAUUCUGGGAUGUUUGCAGGAUCUGGGAUUUUAGCACACCAAACGCAGGCAAACCAGGGCAGGAGUGAUGUCACUCAUAUGAUGUCACGACAGAGAUGGUCGUAAGAAGACAACUGCGCAGGGGGCUUUUGUGCCAGUUUCACAUUUCAUAUAUAACUGCCACUUUAUAACAUUGGACUUCUGGGCUUCUGAGUGCCAGACAGUAAAGACUCUCACCAGGAGUGCAGGCCAUAUUAUCUACUGGCACACAGGUGAGAAUACCAGUGCUGCAGUAUUCCUGGUGUGCAAGCGCUGGGAAACUCAGGAGGCAAUGCAAGUAAGGAAAAAAGAAAGAAAAAAAAAGGGGGGGGGCGGAAUUGUUUUACAAAAGGAAUAAAUCUGGAUUAUAAUUCGUCUGAUGUAAAAUAUCUUGCAGGAAGUCGCACAAGGAGUGUCUCCACAUUGCUAUGGGCUGCGUGCCGCAUUGUGGUCCACUCCCAGAUGAGUCAAGUGGCCAAACCAAAUUCUUUUUUUUUGUUGUAACUUUGACCCCAUCCUUCCCGAGCACACAGUGACUGCAUUCCAGAGCACUUCCUCGUGUCCUCUACCGCCGCACGAACAGCAAUAAAAACGUCAACUUCGAUUUCAAGACUGAAGGGUACCCCUCAUAGCAAAAUGUUACAAUGUGCCAGUAGUCAAAAAGCAACUGGUCGAAAGAAGUACUUGUCUAGAUUUAGGCACAAUAUUUCAGGCAAAUACACUAAAAUGCCUCCUUCAGUACUGCACUCAACACUCUCCAGGACCUGAAUUUGGAACUCAAAGACAACUUGAAGAUAACAGGUCUAUCACAUUAAGUGUAGUGUUACAUUACAUUGUGCAAUAUGUAAAUAGUUUAUUUUAGAGUGCUUUUAGCUUUUUAAAUGUCUUAUUUUUUCCUGUUUAGUUUUUAGUCAUCAAAACUGUGGUUACAUUGAUUCACUUUUUUAUUUAUUGAGAAACAGACUGAGAAAAACAACGUAGCAUGAAAUUAUCUUGCCUGUGUAUUUUAGUGAUCUUUUGAUUGUGGUUAUGCUGUUAUAUUUAAGAGGCUUUUUCAUGUUUUCUUCUGUAGAACUCAAUGCUUUCAGAAGUAUAAUUUAAGUUAUUUAAAGAGAAAUCUUCUUGAGAGACUGCUGAACAUAUCUGUUGCUCCUCUGUUUGUGUCUGUAUUUAAUCUGAAAAUAAACAGAAUUACACUGCA